This is a messenger RNA of Peromyscus maniculatus bairdii (prairie deer mouse), 755 nucleotides long. Its product is annotated as resistin-like beta. The record is from RefSeq and is a predicted model, not a curated record. Gene Ontology annotation, molecular function: hormone activity. NCBI's taxonomy places the organism in Eukaryota, Metazoa, Chordata, Mammalia, Rodentia, Cricetidae. Gene Ontology annotation, cellular component: extracellular region.
AAAGUUCGUUGGCUAUUACCCUGCUCAGCACUCAAAUUCAGAUGCAUCAAGGACCUCCACGUAAGGCCAGGUACUUGAAUGUGCUAGAAGAGAAAGUGGGGAAUAAGAUCGAACUCGUCGGCACAGGAAAGACUUUCUGAACAGGACACUGACAGCACAGGUGUUUUCUUUUCUGCUAGAGCAAAAGCAUUGUGGGAUCUGGUUGAGAAAGGAAGAUGGAAAUUGCCGGAGAUUAAAUUACUUUCAUCGUGAAGAUGCUCUAGGAGGCUAACCUUCUACAAGCAUGAAGCCUACAAUGUGUUUUCUUCUUAUCUUCAUCUCCCUCCUCCAUCUGAUGAUCACAGUGAACACUCAGUCCUCUGUAGACUCUUCAGUGCAUAAAAAUAACCAGGACGAUUUCCACGGUGUAGACCCCCAUUGGGGGCCUUCGAAGCUCUUCUGCACUCGUGUCAAAAAUCCAGGCAGAUGGUCCUCCUGUCCUCCUGGGAUGACUGUUACUGGCUGUUCUUGCGGCUCUGGCUGUGAAUCUUGGGAGAUCCAGAAUGGAAAUACUUGCCACUGCCAAUGCUCAGCCAUGGACUGGACCAUCGGCCGCUGUUGCCGACCAGCUUGAGGAUGAGGAGGCUGAGAACCCAAGUUUUCAAUGAUGACCAUAAUGAAACCAUGGGCUCAUUCAAGAAACCUGACUCGCUGUCUCCUUAAUGCAUAUUACCCAAUAAUUCUUCCUGAGUAAUAAAGACAGAUCUGUUCUUGUG